Molecule: messenger RNA, 5943 nt
Organism: Monodelphis domestica (gray short-tailed opossum)
Lineage: Eukaryota; Metazoa; Chordata; Mammalia; Didelphimorphia; Didelphidae
Gene: SDR42E1
Product: short chain dehydrogenase/reductase family 42E, member 1
Biological process (GO): steroid biosynthetic process
Molecular function (GO): oxidoreductase activity, acting on the CH-OH group of donors, NAD or NADP as acceptor
Source: RefSeq, a predicted model, not a curated record
CGCCCCUCUCCCUCCCUUCCUCCUCAGACCGCCUCCCAGGUGGUGUGAGAGUGGGGUGUAUAAAUGUGGACAAUCCAGGUACCUAGCUGGGUGCUCUGUCAGUCUCUGUGCCUCACGGGGCCUGACCGUGAGACUAAGUGGCUCAGGUUGUUCGCAAGGAAGUCUCAUUACUUGGUCACGCCAGACAGGUAUAGGUUCACUCAAGGCUUGAAUAUACGGACAUGGACCUCCAAAAGUCUCCUAAGGAAAUAGUACUUAUAACAGGAGGAGGUGGCUACUUGGGUUUCCGUUUAGGUUCUGCACUGUGUAAGAAGGGCAUCGAUGUGAUUCUAUUUGAUGUCAACAUUCCUAUUCAAGAUCUUCCCAAGGGGAUGAAGCUGAUAUGCGGAGAUAUUUGCUGUUUGACUGAUUUAGAGAAAGCUUUGCAAGAUGUUACUUGUGUUUUCCAUAUUGCUUCCUUUGGCAUGUCUGGAAAGGAACAAUUGAAUCAUAAGCUUAUUGAAUCUGUCAAUGUAAAAGGCACAGAAAAUGUACUCGAGGCUUGCAGAAGGAAAGGGGUGCCAAGAUUGGUUUAUACUAGUACUUACAAUGUUGUAUUUGGAGGCCAAGUUAUAAUCAAUGGGGAUGAAUCUCUGCCCUACCUACCUCUUCACCUUCAUCCUGAUCAUUACUCCCGCACCAAAUCUGUUGCAGAGAAAAAAGUGUUGGAAGCAAAUGGAACAGCCUUGGAAAGAGGAGCUGGUGUCUUGAGAACCUGUGCUUUGAGAUCAGCUGGCAUCUAUGGGCCUGGAGAAAAAAGGCAUCUUCCUAGGAUAGUGAGAUAUAUUGAAAAGGGCUAUUUCAAAUUUGUUUAUGGGGAUCCCAAAAGCUUGGUAGAUUUUGUCCAUGUAGAUAACUUGGUACAAGCCCACAUCUUGGCCUCCGAGGCAUUGAAAGCUGACAAGAAAUACAUUGCUUCUGGGCAGCCUUAUUUUAUCUCUGAUGAAAGACCAGUGAAUAGUUUUGAAUUCUUCCGGCCUUUAGUGGAGGGCUUGGGCUAUCCAUUCCCCACCAAACGCCUACCAUUAAGCCUCAUCUAUUUUAUUGCUUUCAUGACAGAGAUAGUUUACUUCCUCUUUGGCAGAUUUUAUAAUUUUCAGCCUUUUCUCACCCGAGCAGAAGUUUAUAAAACUGGAAUCACACAUUAUUUCAGUAUGGAGAAGGCUAGAAAGGAACUAGGCUAUGAAGCCCAGCCAUUUGACUUCAACGAAGUGAUAGAUUGGCUUAAAGCUGAGGGUCAUGGUAGAAAGUUCCAAGACUAUUCUUUGAAGUAUCUUAUUUGGAAUAGCAUAUUGAUUUUUCUCCUAGCUACUGCAGUUCUCACAUGGUUUUAAAUGACUGUGGUAAUGUCAGUUUGACAGAUUUAUUUUGAAAAUUACUUUGUGGUUAACAAGAAAUUUUCAGAGAUAGUACAAUACGGUUAUUCCAUGAGCGGACUCUAGAACGUGCACACUCUUUCAGUCAAGCGACCAUGACUCUCCAUGACUCUCCAAGAAUAUUCAAAAAUAACGUUUUGUAGAUUAGAUUCUAUUUAGUCUUCAAUUAUUCCUCUUAACUUAGAAUGAUCUCUGAUGGAAGAAAGGGAUAAAAGAAGAGUUUGAAAUCUUGUUUUGUUUCACAUACUUCUCUGGAAUUAAUGGCUAUGGGGAAAUAUAGUCAUUUCAGAAUUUGUGUGUGGAAGCAGCUUUUUAUUGAACUUCUCCCCAAACAAGACUGUAUUUUCCUCUCAUGACAUACUGCAGAAUCAGAUAACAAACUAUUUUAAGUGAACUAAAAAUGUGAACUGGCAUUGUAUUAGGUCUAUAGUGACUAAAAUCUCACAGAAGUACUUAAAAAUUAUAUUAAUUGCUUUUUUGGGGGGUCAGACUUCAGACUGUACAUACUUCUAAAGAGUGGGCACUGGUAGAAUCACAGAUUUGAAAGGAACCUUAGCUAUUAUCUCGUCCAACACACUCUACCCAAUUCAGGAACAUCCUCUAAAUUAUCCCUAACAACAUAUUGUUUAAACUGCUCCUUCAAUGAGGAAUUCCCUGGUUCCAUAUUCUAAUGGUUCUAAGUGUUUAAAAUUUUCUCUCUCCACCAAAGCUUCUCUAUAAUUUUCAUCUAUUGGUCUUCUGAGAUCUUAAGGUCAUGUUGUUUGUUAUCUAAUAGCUUCUUUUAAAACUCUUGCCUUCUGUCUAAAAAUCAAUAUGAAGUAUCAGUUCCAAAGCAGAAGAGUGUUAAGUGUUAGGCAGUUGGGAUUAAGUGACUUGCCCAGGAUCACAUAGCUAAGAAGUGUAUGAGGCUAGAUUUGAACCCAGGACUUCCUGUCUCUAUCCAAUGAGCCACCUAGAUACUUGUGAUAUAUCCUCAAAGUCAAAAUUUUCUGAGUUUCUGAAACUAUUUCCCCCCUAUCAGACUGUAAACUUAAGAUUAGAAAUUUUUGUGUCUUACUUUUCUAUAUCUCCCUAUCAGUGCCUUAUACUUAGAAGAUGAUAAUUUUUUGUUAAGGGAAAUUGAGAGUCUGUAGGACAUUUUUAAAAAUCUAUUUAAUGGUCAUCAGCCUUUGUCUUCUGAGGUGGUUAGAUUUGAUUUUUAGAAAGUCAGGAAUCAUUCCAAGCUAAAAUUUGUACAAAAUAUAGAGGAUCAAAGUGUGCAUUUCUUUUUAAAAUCAAAGCUGUAUAACUUUAAUGACUUAUAUGUCUGUAAAUUGAUUCUAGAGACAACCACUAAAAGAGGAAUAUAAACAUGUUUUAAGCACUGGAAUCAUUGUGGAAUAUAUACCUACCAUUCAGAUAACUUUGAGAACAACCCUUAUGCAAAAACAAAAAUACACUUUUAGUCUGUUAAUUAAAAAGAAGCCUCAUUUACUUUAUAAUCUUGUCUCCUGUAGGUUUUUAGUUUUUAGUGUUCAAGGGUUUAUUUCCUUUUACUGAUACAAAAUGAAGUGAGAAGAACCAGGAGAACACUGUAUACAGUAACAGAAAUAUUGGGAAGGACUUAAUUAUUAUCAGUACUACUAGGAUGCAAGACAACCCCAAGGAACUCACAAUGAAAAAUGCUAUCCACAGUCAUGGAAGGAACUGUUGGAAUCUGAAUACAGAUCAAAGUAUACCAAUUUUCACUUUAUUUCCCUCAUGUGUUUUUCUUGUAAUGUGCAAUAUAUGCCUUCUUUCAUGACAUGAGGAAAACAGAAAUAUGUAUUGCAUGACAGCACUGGUAUCUACAUCAAAUUAUUUACUACCUCAGGGAAAGGAGAGGGAGAGAAUUUGGAUCGCAAAAUGCCAGCAAACAUCUCUACCUCCUCCACCCCUCCCCUGUGAAAAGGAAGUCAUCAAUAUAGCUUAUAAUAAUUUAUAUUAAUUAGGUUGAUUAAUCUGUUGAGCUGUGACUAUUAAUCAUUAUAGUCUCAGUUGUGUAAUGUGUUCUUAUAAUAGCCCAUUGCAAGAUAGUAAUGUGACAUUGGAAAAGACUUAGAGCAAGAGUUGUUUUGACAUUGAUUACCUAAUACAGGUUUUACCUAAUCACAAACCUAGACUUAGUUACAAAUGAAAAGACUUACCUAAUUUUCCUUUUUGUAUUUCAUCUAUUAGCAAUAAAGAUCAGUCUCAGAUUAUACUCGGAAUGUUUGCAGGCCCAUUGACUCUGAAUGUCUUACAGCAGAUUGCUGUCAAUUUACUUGACUUUAAAUACUUGCUUUCUAUUGUAAUAGCGUCAAUUUGCUCAAAUUUGUUCCCAGACUUUUUUUUUAACACUGUUAAGCAAUUUUGUAUAGUUUAUGGAUGUACUCUGGGUAGCUCAGUGGAUUGAGAGCCAGGCCUAGAGAUGGGAGGUCCUAGGUUCAAAUCUGGCCUCAGACACUUCCUAGCUGUGUGACCUUGGGCAAGUCACUUGACCCCCAUUGCCUAGCCCUUAUUACUCUUCUGCCUUGGAGCCAAUAUACAGUAUUGACUCCAAGACGGAAGGUAAGGGUUUAAAAAAAAAAGGGAGGGGGGCAGCUGGGCAGCUGGGUAGCUCAGUGGAUUGAGAACCAGGCAUAGAGACGGGAGGUCCUAGGUUCAAAUCCGGCCUCGGCCACUUCCUAGCUGUGUGACCCUGGGCAAGUCACUUGACCCCCAUUGCCUAGCCCUUACCACUCUUCUGCCUUGGAGCCAAUACUCAGUAUUGACUCCAAGACGGAAGGUAAGGGUUUUAAAAAAAAUAUUUAUUAGUCAUGUUGUGAAAGAAAAUGCAGACCAAAAAAUAAACAUAAUAACCAGGGGGCAGCUGGGUAGUUCAGUGGAUUGAGAACCAGGCCUAGAGACAGGAGGUCCUAGGUUCAAAUCUGGCCUCAGCCACUUCCUAGCUGUGUGACCCUGGGCAAGUCACUUAAGCCUCAUUGCCUAGCUCUCACCUAGCCUUACACAGUAUUGGCUCCAAGACAGAAGGUAAGGGUUUAAAAAAAACCCCAUAAUAACCAAACUAGAAAAAUAAAGUUUAAAACAUAUGCUUCCAUCUGUAUUCAGAUUCCAUCAGUUCUUUCUGUGAGGUGGAUGGUAUUUUUCAGUAUAAAUCUUUCAGAACUGCUUUGGAUAAUUGUAAUAAUGAGAAAGGCUUAAGUCAUUCACAGUUGACAGUCAUACAACAUUGCUGUUAUUGUGAACAAUGUUCUGGUCUGCUCACUUCACUUUGCAUCAGUUCAUUUAAUGCUUUCCAGGUUUUUUUGAGAUCAUCCUGCUCAUCAUUUCUUAUAGCACAAUAGUAUUCCGUUACAAUCAUAUAUCACUCAACCAUUCUCCAACUGAUGGGUAUCCCUUUAAUAAGAAGAACUUAUCUUGAAACUGAGAAACUUCAGUUCAAGUUCAAACUUCUUUUUUUCCUCUACCUUAGAUUCCUUCUUAGUAAAAUGAAGAAGUGGGGCUAGAUAAGCAAUUCUCAAAAUGUGGUCUGAGGACCCUUAGGUGUUCUUGACACACUUUCAGGGGGUCAUCAAGAUCAGAUAUAUUUCCAUAAUAAUACUAAGAUGUCUUAAUUUCUAAUAUGGUUAAUACUGAUAGAUAAAAUCCACAUAAACAGAAAUUCUUAGGGGUUUAAGAGUGUAAAGGGAUCCAGUGACCAAAAAAAAUUAAGAAACUCAACUAGAUAAAUUCUAAAGUCUUAUUGCUUUAAUGUGGCUUACCUGAGAUCACACUUUAAAUAAUAAUAGAUAACAUUUCUAUAACACAAUUUUCAAAAUGUUAUAUAUAAAUGAUCUCAUUUGAUCAACAAAUAUUAUAGCACUUAAUAAGCCUUUGCUAGGACUGCUGGGUCUGUACCCCAAAGAGAUAAUAAGGAAAAAGACUUGUACAAAAAUAUUCAUAGCUGCGCUCUUUGUGGUGGCCAAAAACUGGAAAACGAGGGGAUGCCCAUCAAUUGGGGAAUGGCUGAACAAAUUGUGGUAUAUGUUGGUGAUGGAAUACUAUUGUGCAAAAAGGAAUAAUAAAGUGGAGGAAUUCCAUGGAGAAUGGAACAACCUCCAGGAAGUGAUGCAGAGCGAGAAGAGCAGAACCAGGAGAACAUUGUACACAGAGACUAAUACACUGUGGUAUAAUCGAACGUAAUGGACUUCUCCAUUAGUGGCGGUGUAAUGUCCCUGAACAAUUUGCAGGGAUCUAGGAGAAAAAAACACCAUUCAUAAGCAAAGGAUAAACUAUGGGAGUGGAAACACCGAGGAAAAGCAACUGCCUGAAUACAGUGGUUGAGGGGACAUGACAGAGGAGAGACUCUAAAUGAACACUCUAAUGCAAAUAUUAUCAACAAAGCAAUGGGUUCAAAUCAAGAAAACAUGUAAUGCCCAGUGGAUUUACGCGUCGGCUAUGGGGGGUGGGGGGGGAGGAAAAAAAAUGAUCUAUGUCUUUAAUGAAUAAUGCUUGGAAAUGAUCAAAUAAAAUAUAAUUUAAAAAAAAA